AUGACUUCUCCUCCAGAUCCGGAAAUGCCCCUCCAUACCUGGACCAAAGACGACAAGUACCUCGUCUCGACGGACGCCUCGCUCAUCCCCCUCCAGGCCCUCAACACCGCGAUCUUCGGAGCCGGUGACUUCACAUGGGGUGGCCCCUUACCGGAGGAGCAACUACGCACAUUAGUCCAAAGAUCGUUGUGUUUCGGACUAUACGAACUUCAACGACCACAAGGUAGCACCAGCACCAGCGCCACCCGUUCCUACGCCGAGCAUCAUUCGUCGACCGAAGAAGACCACCGUCAACACGAACAUCAGCACCCAGAAUCACAUUCCGACCACUCACAUCCGCAGCCGCAGUUGAAGCCACAACAACCACAACACCGACUGAUAGGCUUCGCCCGCUUCAUCACAGACCUCGUAACAGUCAACUACCUCACAGACGUCUACGUCCUGCGUGAACAUCGGUCCCACGGCCUCGGAAUCUGGCUGAUGCAGUGCAUCGACGAGGUCUUCGCCUCGAUGACACAUCUCCGGGGCAUGAUUCUGAUCGCGGACAGGGGAAGUUCCACGGAGGAUUUCUACAGGAAGUAUCUCGCCAUGGGAGAUCUGGAGGGGAAGGCAUUCUGUAUGGAUCGUAAGGGAUUGGGUGUGGCGGAGCCCGCUGCCUGCCUGCCUGCCUGCCUGCCUGCCUGCCUGCUGUAUAUAGAUUUGUCCUGCGGAGCCGAACGCAGCAGUUAG
Messenger RNA from Cladophialophora yegresii CBS 114405, 729 nucleotides. RefSeq lists its product as uncharacterized. NCBI's taxonomy places the organism in Eukaryota, Fungi, Ascomycota, Eurotiomycetes, Chaetothyriales, Herpotrichiellaceae. The transcript has a single exon. Bases 1 to 729 code for a protein of 242 amino acids. Gene Ontology annotation, molecular function: acyltransferase activity, transferring groups other than amino-acyl groups. The record is from RefSeq and is a predicted model, not a curated record.